Messenger RNA from Amphiprion ocellaris (clown anemonefish), 3904 nucleotides. Its product is annotated as GTPase IMAP family member 8-like. Bases 194 to 2755 code for a protein of 853 amino acids. The record is from RefSeq and is a predicted model, not a curated record. Gene Ontology annotation, molecular function: GTP binding. Lineage: Eukaryota; Metazoa; Chordata; Actinopteri; Pomacentridae. The transcript has 6 exons.
CUUGGUAAGCUGUCACACUGCAUACAGUGGAGACUGUGCGGACUGGAUGUUAAAAUGUGCCUGAAUACCCGAUUUCUUAAAGUAUUUUUACCUGGAGACAGAUUCCAUCCACUGGCCCUGACCUCUGCAGAAAGCUGGGGGUUGUUCAGUUGGUAGGAACUAACGGAGGUAUAAAAAGAGAAGACCAGAGAAAAUGGACAGCAAUAUGGUUUUUCUUUCUCUUUCAGAGGAGACAGAGAUCAUCACCUUACCAGAGCUCAGGAUCGUGAUCAUUGGUGGGAGAUGGGGUGGAAAGAGUUGGUCUGGAAACACCAUCCUGAGAAAGGAAAGGUUUGAGUGUGGCCGAACCAGAACAAUUCAGUCUGAAGGGAGACAUGGAGUGGUGGAGGGCAGGAAGCUCACUGUGGUGGAUACUGCCGGAUGGAGCAGCUCUCUUUUCCUCACUGAGAUCCCAGAGGGGGACAAGCAAAGGUUCAAACUUAACCCGUCCAAGUGUCCGCCCGGACCGAAUGCUUUCCUCCUUGUUAUUCCAAUAGAUUCUGCUUUCUCUGUGGAGCAAAGGAAAAUAGUGGAGGAUCACAUGAAGCUCCUGGGGGAGCGGGUUUGGCGAUACACCAUGGUGCUGUUCACCUGCGGGGAUUUCCUCGGUGGGAAGACGGUAGAACAACACAUCGAGAGCGAGGGGGAGGCCCUGAAGUGGGUGAUAGGAAGGUGCAAGAACAGGUACCAUGUGUUUAAUAACAAGGAGAAAACCAACACAUCUCAGGUCUCCCUACUGCUGGAGAAGAUAGACGAGAUGGUGUGGCACAACAACGGCAAUUACUACGAGAUAGACGAACAGAUUUUUAAGAUCAUCAAAGAGAAGCAACGAGAGGUGGCUGAAAGGGCACAAAAGAGACGGACGAGAGCCGAGGAGCAACGACGGCACAUGAUAACACUCAUUCAAGAAGAGAAGAAAACCGCCCCGAAGCUCCGGAUGAUUCUCUUGGGAAGCCGCAGUGUUGGGAAAACCUCAGUGGGGAACACCAUCCUGGGAUUCAAAGAGCAAGAAGAUGCAAAAAGAACAGCGCAGUCGGCGGCCCGGCAGGGUUUUGUGGGUAAAACUGAAAUAACUCUCGUUGACACGCCAGGUUGGUGGAAAGGCUUCCCUGCGUUUGAAACUCCUGAAGCAAUCAAAGAGGAAGUGAUGCGCAGCAUGUUUCUGUGCCCCCCUGGGCCUCACGUCUUCCUGCUGGUGAUAGACGCAGACGCAUCCUUCAACGGUAAACUCUUAGAUGCAAUAACGACACACAUGGAGCUUCUUGGAGAAGGAGUUUGGAGACACACCGUCAUAGUCUUCACCAGAGGAGACUGGGUGGGAACACACGCCAUAGAAGAAUACAUUGAGGGCGAAGGGGAGUCCUUACAGAGGCUAGUUGAACAAUGUGGGAACAGAUACCAUGUCCUUAAUAACAAGGAUGCAAGUGAUGGUACACAAGUCACAGAGCUGCUGGAGAAAAUCACCGGCACUGUGGCUGGAAACGGUUGGGACCAUUUUGUUCCAGAUGAGCAGAUAUUUCUGACCAUCGAAGAGAGAAGAAGGCGAGUGGAAGAGGCAGCGACACUCAGGCAAAGUCAAAUCAAGGCCAGACGAACAUCCCUCAGAGAUUUCAGUAAUAAAUUGCAGGAGCUGAAGAUCAUGAUGCUCGGCCAGAAGACAUCCGGAAAGAGUGCAACAGGAAACACCCUCCUUCGUAAACAAGUGUUUGCCACCUGUCAGAAUGAACGGUGUCAGAUGGAGGAGGAGGAAGUAUUUGAUCGACUGGUCACAGUGAUCGACACUCCGGGCUGGUGGAAGGAAACCUCUCGCUGCACCGAAGACAUGGACAAAGAAAUUGUCCGAGGUCUGUCACUGAGUCCGUCUGGGGUUCAUGCUGUUCUCCUGGUGGUUCCUUUGGACCUGAGGUUCAGUCAAGCUCACCUGGGUGCCCUGGAGGAUCACAUGAACCUUUUUGAUGAAGGUAUCUGGAAGCACACCAUGGUUCUGUUCACAUAUGGAGACAACCUCGCAGAUAAAUCUGUAGAGGAGCAUAUCGAGAGGGAGCACAGCGCUCUCCGCUGGCUGGUGGACAAGUGUGAGAACAAGUAUCACGCCAUCAACAAUAUGAAGAAAGCUGAUAUGACUCAGGUUGCAGAGCUGUUUGAGAAGAUAGAAGAAAUGGUGGCAGGAAACAGUGGCCAGCUCUUCUGCCCUGACAUGAAGGAUGUCCACCUGAGGAUUGAUGAGAAGUUCAAGAAGAGGGAGCUGAAACAUGUGCUGAAGCAGUGGCUGGAGCAGGAGUACAGGAGGAGGGAGCUGGAGCUGAUGAUCGGCUUCAAGGAAAAACUCCUCGAGCUGCAGGCUGACAUCAGGGAAAGUGUGGCGAGCCAAAAACCCAGGACGCUGAUUGACAUGAACAAAAUCAAAACCAAGGGGAUUGGUCAGAAGAAAGAUGAAAAGGAGGAGAAAGUCGACGCAAAAAUCAACAGGGAAAUCGAGAAGCUGGAUAAAGACAUAAUGAGAUCCACCGAUCUUCUUCGGAACAGCAAGGACUUCAUACUUCCUGACUUCAAAGGAGAGAGUCCAGCACCUGGCAACUCUGACAAAGUAUUGGAUUGGAUAUCCUCAUUUAAGACUGGUACCAAUACGGAGAGCCAGCUGACCCUGAACUUCUCUGGGACAUCAGGAUACACAUCUAUGCACGACUUUAUCACGGACAUGGACAUGCCUGAAUGAAAAGUUUCAAUGGACUGAUUCGUUGAAAAUUAAAUGCAGUAAGUGCAACCAUGGAAUUUUUGAAAUCAAUGUUAAGAAAGCAUCAUACAGUAGAAAUAUGACUUAGUGGGCAGCAGGAAGAGGACGUAGGUUGUAGCUGAACUGUUGAGGUGUCCUGGAUCAAUUAGAUGAAUCUGAGUAAAGAGCUGCUUGCAUUUGACUUAUCAGCACUUCUGAGGUACCUUUGGCCAAGGAACUAAACCCUCAGCUGUUUCAGUGUGUUCCUGCAAAGGAGAAUUUGUGUGUAGCCAAACUGUUUUGUUAAACGUACAAGAUUUUUGUACAUUUAUUCACUGUGUCAAACAUUUGUUGAUUCAGUUUGGUGGCAGUUUUGUGGGACGUGGUAUAAUGUUAUAAGGUUUUAACCUUAAAUGCUUUAUUUAAACUGUAUACAUUUGUAUUUCUUUUUGCUGACUUUCAAUAAAAAUAAAAGUUUUUGGUUGGAAAAAGUCAGUGUAUAAUAUAAUAUUGUAUAAUUUAUACAUUAAGCGGGUACAUAUAUUGUCUAUAUAUCUGGUAUAUUAUUUGUUGUAAUUAUACAUUUUUAAUGACACAAGAUUGUAAAUCUGACUUGGAAACUAUUUCACUAUGAUUCAGUUUUAUUUAGUUUGCUAGAAAAAAAAUCCACAGCGAAGAGAAGACAAUCUGGAAACUGUCUCAUUGGAUUUGUAUUCACAUAGAAGCUGCAGAAUUUCCCCACUGAGAUGAAAAAAUUUAUCACUUAAUGUAAUUUUUUUCUAUUUUCAGAAGGAAAGAUUAAAUCUUUGCAAUUUAAUGCCAGACUGCACUUGAAGUUUUCCCACAGUGAAAAAAAUCACUACACCUGACUAAUUUAAUAAGAAAAUGAAGCACAGAGUCCGGCUCAGAGGUACAAAAAUAAUCGUGGCUCUUUAUGUUUGGACAUUUUGAGCUUGAUAAUUAAAUUUCCUGCAUGCCAUGUAACUUAUUAGACAGUUCCUGCUUGUUCUUCUUCUGCUAAAAUAUUUUUUUUUAAAAAUGGUUUUAUCACUAUGGUUUCUUAUUAGUACGAAAUUUUAUCAUUCAGUACUUUCAUUUUGCACAGAUGACAUUUAAAAUAUCAAUAAACAAAGAAACAUUUUGUGUUUGUGA